Molecule: messenger RNA, 459 nt
Organism: Eruca vesicaria subsp. sativa (arugula)
Lineage: Eukaryota; Viridiplantae; Streptophyta; Magnoliopsida; Brassicales; Brassicaceae
Source: the annotation of a GenBank genome assembly
AUGUCGACUCCAUCAAGGAAGAGGUUGAUGAGGGAUUUCAAGAGGUUACAGCAAGACCCACCUGCAGGAAUAAGCGGUGCUCCUCAAGACAACAACAUCAUGGUCUGGAAUGCUGUUAUUUUCGGGCCUGAUGAUACCCCAUGGGAUGGAGGUACUUUCAAACUCUCACUGCAGUUCUCUGAAGAUUAUCCGAAUAAGCCGCCAACAGUUCGGUUUGUGUCACGGAUGUUCCAUCCUAAUAUUUAUGCUGAUGGGAGUAUAUGCUUGGACAUUCUGCAAAACCAGUGGAGUCCAAUAUAUGAUGUUGCUGCUAUACUUACCUCCAUUCAGUCGUUGCUGUGUGACCCUAAUCCGAAUUCUCCUGCAAACUCGGAAGCUGCUAGGAUGUACAGCGAAAGCAAGCGUGAGUACAACAGAAGAGUGCGUGAUGUUGUGGAGCAAAGCUGGACUGCUGACUAA